Molecule: messenger RNA, 1431 nt
Organism: Fusarium oxysporum Fo47
Lineage: Eukaryota; Fungi; Ascomycota; Sordariomycetes; Hypocreales; Nectriaceae
Product: Fe-binding Fe/S cluster assembly protein ISA1
Exons: 2
Coding region: 261-947 (228 amino acids)
Biological process (GO): iron-sulfur cluster assembly
Cellular component (GO): mitochondrion; cytoplasm
Molecular function (GO): 2 iron, 2 sulfur cluster binding
Source: RefSeq, a predicted model, not a curated record
UUAUUUGUCAUGAUUGCCAUGGCCCUCCUUUGUUGAAUCUGGCCAUUAACAUCACGUGAGCCUGACAAAUUCUUGCACUCUGAUUCGCUCGGACAAGAUCGGGGAGCCAUUCUGACGUACCAGCGGUCUCCGGCAACAAACGCCUUUUAGCACCGAGGAGCCGGGCUUUGAAAUCAUAAGCCUCCACUAUCCAUCCACUAAACCUUUGCCUCUCUUGAUACCAAUCCUCAACCUCAACAUCACCACCACAUGCGCCCACAAUGUUUGCCUCAAGAUCGAUAACGAGAAUCGCCCUGCGACGAGGAUGCACUCUGAGGCAGUUCUCGACGUCGAGACCUCUCGCUGUGUCCUACCACUCAUAUACUCUUCCAACACAUACCUCGACGCCUCCCAGAAACGACGACGUUCCUGAAACUUCAAUAACACAACCUGAUCCUCUUCCUAAGGUCCACGAGACACGACCUCCUCCUCAACAACCUCAGCACCCUCAACCACCUAAGCAACAAGAACCCGCGCCCACGCAAAAUGCUGCUCCCGCCGCAUCGGCAUCAGCUCCGAAGCUCAGCGAAACAGAAGCUCAGAAGCCAAAGGCAGCCAGGCCACGACCUAAGCUACGACCGCGCAAGGCCGCUAUGAAGUUGACGCCCUCUGCGGUGGAGCAAUUGCGAGAAUUGCUGGAUCAGCCGGAACCUAAGCUCAUCAAGGUCGGAGUACGGAACCGAGGAUGCAGUGGCUUGGCGUACAAUCUUGAAUAUGUUGAUAAGCCGGGUGCUUUUGACGAGACGGUCGAGCAGGAUGGCGUCAAGGUCUUGAUUGAUAGCAAGGCGCUGUUUAGCAUCAUUGGGAGUGAGAUGGAUUAUGUUGAGGACAAGCUUAACCAGCGGUUUGUGUUCAAGAACCCGAACAUCAAGGAGGAAUGCGGCUGCGGAGAGUCUUUCAUGGUCUAGAAUGGAAGCCAGCGUUUCGUCAUCGCACCGGUAUAUACGAAACAAAGCAUCACUCACGAGACGACAUCAUUCAUGCUUGAACGACAGGGAUAUGUAAGAAUCAUCCCGUCGUCUCAGCACAAGAGACACGAGAGUCCGGAAAUGAUCAAAGUUCAGCGAGAAACAGCAUGCAUAGAAGCAUUUGCGAGUCGCAUCUUGUAAAAACCAAAAACAGGAGCCGUCGAGAGGAGGCAUAGUAACCCCGUAACUAGGAUCGGCAUAAUCAUUGGCGUUGGGUUAGAUUGGAGACAUCACCUCCCUCUGUUUGAGAAAACUUAUUUACAUACAUACAUAUACCAGCGUGCCGCUUUUUGGUACAGAAAUGAAGACACAUGGAGUAAUGAGAUGGCCACAGCUAAGGGGAUUAAGUAUAUUGGAUUGAUGAUAUUCAUGUGUAUAACGGCACUGGCUACAUAUAAAAUACAUUGCUUGUUCUCUCUCUAUC